Molecule: messenger RNA, 5909 nt
Organism: Venturia canescens
Lineage: Eukaryota; Metazoa; Arthropoda; Insecta; Hymenoptera; Ichneumonidae
Gene: da
Product: daughterless
Exons: 14
Coding region: 1134-2996 (620 amino acids)
Biological process (GO): regulation of transcription by RNA polymerase II
Cellular component (GO): transcription regulator complex; chromatin
Molecular function (GO): protein dimerization activity; RNA polymerase II cis-regulatory region sequence-specific DNA binding; DNA-binding transcription factor activity, RNA polymerase II-specific
Source: RefSeq, a predicted model, not a curated record
UGUGCUGGUCGGAUACAUCAGCGCCGCAACGUCCUUUCCUUUCUUUUAUUUUCUUUUACAACAACGUGAUUCUUUCGUGCUCGGUUUGUUUAUGUUUACGGAUAUAUUCUAAUGCCGACGCCGUAGGGAACGGAAGUUUAAGCUGCUCAGUGAUUUAUGGCUCGUUCGGAGAGUCAUUUCAUAAACAUUCUAUUCGCGAAUAUCGUUGGCCAGUGAUUUAAUACGAUUUUCCUUUGUAUUUGUGUCGUCCCUUUGGGUGCGAAGAAAAUCAGACAGUGUCCACGUACUUUGAGAUCGCGACAAGCCCCGCCUUCGACCGGAUAAACUAAAAUGUUGGUGCAUUCGACCGGAUGUCCGUUGACACGCGUGUGUGCAAGUAGCUGACACAAACUCGAUGUUUUGCACGAUCUAACACCGGGGCCUCGCGCGCUCGCCUUCCCUCGUUCUUACCAAGUUGAAAAAAUCGUAUUUAUUGCCCGACCCCCUCGCUCGAGCGUGUUUGCUUUUGUUCUCUCGCGCGUCCCCCUACGGAAUGUAAAAAUCGUAGCCGCCGACGAGUAGCUCGAGACGCGAGACCGAGUCUGAUAAUAUUUAUUGAAAAAAAUACGAAAAUGGGAGUCCGCCUUUCGUGACAUAUUCCACCAAUCUCGUUUCCUCCUCAUUCUCUGUUUAUCGCUCUCUGUUUUAUCGAUCGAGAGCCCCGAACACGAGUGCAUUUAAGUUCUUUCAAAGUUACUUUUCAACGAGUCGUGCACAGUGAAAUAAAAUGUGUCUGUGAUGAGAUUUCGAUCCCGAAUCAAUGAAACGAUCCUCGAUGUGCCCUCUUCGAACGACUGGCAACUUUACGGAGCCGUGUAUCUCUGAAAAAAGUGAAAAAAUAUCCGACAAUUGAAUACGAAGAAUCAUCGAUUGUUACGAAAAUGAUGCGCGACGAGUGCGAAUCAAUUUGGUCGGGGGAUAUUUGAUGUUUGGAUUAUUAGGCUCUUCGAAUGCAGAGUCUCCAUUCCCCGCCACCAAAAUCGCCUUCGCCUCAGUGAUACAGUGAUUUUUCAAAACAACCGCAAAAGCAUUUAUAUUCGUAAGCGUUUGCGCGGGGCAGCGUCGAGUCUCGCGCAUCAAAAGCCUCCCAGAUAAUGCAGUCCAAUACGAUACUCCGCGAUGUCGGCAACACUGAAAAAUUGAUGGGAAAUAACAAUAAUUUAAACAACAAUGGAUCGCCCGGAACAGAAAUAAUGUUCCAGAUGGAAGACGAAGGACUGACGCAGCUCGGUAGCGUCUUCCAGUCGGCUUACCAGUCCAUCGUCGGCGGUGCUGCUCAGUAUGGCUCUGAGGAAUUCGGCCAGGACUCGCCGAGAUACACGUCUCCGAAGGCGGCAACUUUAUACGCGGAUCCUUACUAUAUAGAUGGAAAUGCUACCGGUACGGGCGCGGGUGACCCAUGGACGGCUGGCGGUGGCGGAGUUCAACCACCUUACAGCGGCUAUGCACAACCCCAUCUCGCUCAACCUGCCUACCCCAUGCACUUACCCCACGACCCCAUGACGUACUCAGCUAUGUCGCCAAAUGGCGAGCCGGCGGCCCCGAUCCUCGGUUCGGCGGUGACGAGCGCUGCUUCCUUGCCUCCAAUGUCGACGUUCCGAGGUAGCGGCGCAGUUGUAGCGAGUAGCGGGACCGGCGCUCCUUCCCCGGCUUCGUUGCAGUACAGCCACAGUCCGGGUGCAGCGGCCACGUCCUCGAACGCGACGAACGCACCGAGCAAUAACCAAACACCCACGGGUGACGGUCUUGGAAAAGCGUUAGCGUCUGUCGUAAGCAAUCGAAUUUAUCCUACGGACCAAUCAGUUUCGAGCUAUAGCAGUAAUCCUUCGACACCUGUGAGUUCGCCACCGCCAUUAAGCGGAGCCGGUGGCUCAGCACCAGGAUGGGCACCCGGUGCAGCACCAGUUUCGCCUCACUAUACCGCCGAUCCUACUCAUGGAACGAUACAUAUGCCGGCGCCCGAACAGCAGAGGCUAGACGAUGCCAUCGGCUUUCUUCGCGACCACGCCGAGUUGGUACAGGGUACGCGGAUGGAGGAGCGACUGGACGAUGCGAUAAAUGUCCUUAGAAACCAUGCCGAGAGUCAACUCGGCCUUCACCUCGGUCCUGUAGGACCGCACGGUUCGCUCUAUUCCCACACAUCACCACCGCAGUUGGAUCAUUUGGCGAGUCCGCAUUCUGCGGUAACGGUCGCGCAACCUCAAGGAUCUUAUCCUGGCCUCGCACCGACCCCGGACACCGACGGUUCCAUAAAAAUCGAAAGGCUACCGGUCACGAAUGCCAAAUACAUCUCUUUAGAAAAGAGGAAAGAUCCACCGGACAGCAGUGCCGGUGAAACAAAACCGUCGAGCAGCGAACUACCCACAGGAGUCAUAGGAGGUGCGACAGUGAAUUCCACGUCACAGGGAAAAGGAACCAAGAGAUCGAGAAGAUAUUGUUCGAGCGCCGAUGAAGACUGCGACGAUCCAGGCACCAAAGCGGUGCGCGAAAAAGAACGCAGACAAGCCAACAACGUUCGCGAAAGUUCGAGCGCCGAGGACGAGGAUGAUGAUCCUGAUGUGAAGGCUCAGCGAGAGAAAGAAAGACGGCAGGCAAACAAUGCUAGGGAAAGGAUACGCAUCAGAGACAUAAACGAAGCUUUGAAAGAACUCGGCAGGAUGUGUAUGACACACCUCAAAACGGACAAACCACAAACGAAGCUCGGCAUUCUCAAUAUGGCUGUAGAAGUUAUAAUGACUCUUGAACAACAAGUCAGAGAACGAAAUCUGAACCCAAAGGCAGCGUGCUUAAAAAGGAGAGAAGAGGAGAAGGCUGAGGAUGGCCCAAAGCUUCCGGGUCACCUUGCAGGUCACAUAGCACAUCCGCAUCCCCAUACGCACGUCCAUACACAGCCACCCUUUUCCUCAAUGCCGGGACCGCCGCCUUCGCUCCAACAAAAUCCGGCGCAGCCACAGUAGCAAAUGUUCUCGAAUGACGGAGGGCUUGUCCUCUGUUGAAUAACAAAUAAUCUGCAAGGAGACGAUAAGUGAAGAAAUAAGAAGAUCACAGACUUGUGCUAAGUGCGCCCGCGCCCGUGGCGAGGCUGCUUUAAAUCAGAAAGCCCCGGUCGCGUCAGAGACAGGAACUCUCGCAAUAGGGAACGAAACGACUGAAUGAGAAAGAAGCAGAAACGAAUAAUUCUAAAUCCCAUAUAUGUAUGUACAUAUAUAUGUGAAUACGUAUGCGUAAUACGAGAGAGAGAGAUCAUAUAUAUACAUAUAUACAUGUAAACCUGCGUCGGUCGAGAUCGGAAAUGUGAUGUGGCGUCAAAAUUUCCCUUCUCUUCAUUCGUUCCCGCGUUUUUAGGUUUUUUCCCCAACUUCAUUCCCUUCUUUUAUUGUUUUGUCGAGGCUUGCCCCCUCCCCUGGCCCAAAUCUCUCUCCUUUUCUCUCUGUCUCGCUUUCUCUUUGUCUUCGUCUCCCCUUCUCUCUCUUCUCUGUAACACGCACUUCUUGUCCUCCUUUUCUCCCUGACUCGGUGUCUCUGCUUCUGCUUCCGUCUCUCCGUUUCUCUCUCUCUCUCUCUCUUUCAGAAGUAGUAAAAGUUUCGUUUACGCGCACCGCGGGUGAAUCGUUACCGAGCAAAAAGGGAAUGAACCGCUUACCGGCAUCUAUGACAAUAAAUAACUAUUAUUCGUAAAUGAUGUAAACGGAAGGAAAAGACAAAUACCGCGGUGCGGUAUUUAACGUAGAACUAUUGUAUCGUUACUCAUCACAUUUUUAUUCGACAUAUCAAAUAUUAUCUUGAGUAUAAAUUUUGGGAGUAAAAAUUCACCACCUACAUUGGAACUGUGGAGUGGAACUGAAGGACUCGAAGAAUAGUAUUGAGACAGAGAAAGAGAGAGAGAGAGAGAGGGAUGGAAGAUGCUAGGCGAGAUCGACAGAAAGUGAAUGAUGGAAGAAGGGGAGAGAAGAAAGUUGGCGUAAGCACAUUAUUUUAGUCGCGAUCUAACUGAAAGGAAGAAGAAAAAACUAUGCUUAAUGACAAAAGCAAAAGAAAAAAAAGGAUUUAAAAAAAAUAACGAAUAAUACUGCUCUAAAUGUUAUAAAUAAACUACAGCCGCUUCAAAUUAUUUUUAUAAAUAGCGAAUGAGACAUUAAAAAAUACUAUGCGAUAAUUAUGGUUCCUCUUUCGAUGAUAUACACGAAACAAACAAAGAAAAAAAUGACUGUUCGAAGAAUCGCGAUUAGAUGAAGACGGAUGUAAUAAUAAUUGUGACAAAAAGAAAAUAGCCAACAAACACAUAGUAAUACUAAUAAUACGAAGGAAGGGUACAAAUACGUACCCCAUAUACCAUAACAUACUAUAAUGAAAGAGAAAAAAGAAACUACUUGAUAGUGACCGAUGAUUCGAAGACUUUUGUUACUAAGACAGAUAUCGUAUUUCGAUUUUUCAGCACUGCGAUCAUCGGUCAUUUUGCGCGCGCGAGAAAGCCUUCAAGGAAUAGCAAAAAUGGACCGCGAGAGACUUAUGUUUUUGUGCAAAAGUAUCGGUGAGCGAGAAAAUCCAACAAGAAUUCUUCAUUAUUUAUCGAAUGUAAACUCAAUGACGUUGAAACGAUAUUGGGGAUUUAAAAAUAAACAACAAAAAAUGUUACGCUCCAAAUUCGUAUUCCGGUUGUGUAUAUGCAACGCAUACCCCAACUAUCGCGUUCAUUGAGUUUACGCAGUAGAUAACCGCGAUAGGUGAUUCGAGUACGUACGCGAUGGAUGGGACUGCAAGAUUGAGCGCGCGAUGAUUUAAAGAAUGCGGGAGAGAAUGAAAAAAAAAAAAAAAAAACGAGUUGCAAGCAAUCGAGUGAGUGCGAGAAAUAAGUAAUGUUGUACAUAAAGAUAAUAAGGAAUACAAAUGAGAACAAAAAAGCUCAGAGGCACUACUGCCGUCAUUCGAGAGUUAGGCCAUUGUUAUAACAUUGUAAUGAAUAUUCGAUAUCGUACCGAGCGACAUACGUCGAAAUUGGGCAAGUGGCUUCGAGGUAUAAAAACAACCAAAACACCCACAAUAUUUGCCCUCUUUUUAUCGUCACCCCGACGACACAAGCAAAACUUAUUCAAAUUUGUGACUGUCGUAGUCGCAUUUUAUUCCCGAUACAACUGUAUUAUUUUGCUCUUGUAUUCUUCUUCAUAUUUUAGACUUUUUCAACAAAUUUUAUUUAGUUUUUUUAUUACUUGGGCAACGGAAGACCGACGUUGUUACUCAUGCGAUCGCGAAAGACACGGACAAUAGAUGAGAUUAACGUAGUAUUUAGGAAAGUAUUAAGUAUUGUUGACCUUUGCUAUCCCUCAUUUCUCGUGCAGUUUAUUUCUCUUUGAGACUCGAUUGUAACGAGACAUGCCGGAUAAGACAGAGAUCUAAAUCACUUGGAAUUUCUUUCCUCGAUGCUACUUCACGAAAUAUAUAUCUGGCGUGCGACUUUUGGUGGCCUGAUUUAAAAAGCUGCUUGAGCACGGCGACUAGUGCAAAACAUCAAAAACUUGAAAAUAAAUGUAAACGAAUUGUUAUAUCGUUAUAUAUGAGACAGGCCAUUACAAGCUCAAUUGCAAUUGGAAUUAAGAGACAUUUGCUGUUUUUUUUUUAAAUUGUAUAAUUCCACUAAGGAGUGUAAAAAAGAAACAGAACAUUUUUUACUGUCGUUUAAGUUUUGACAUCGUGGAUGACUGCUUCCAAAUCCGAUUCAUUUUAUCCAAAGACACGACAGCGUCUUGACGUCGAGUAUUAAAAAGAAAAAUUUUAUAUUAAUCGACUUCGAAUCGACCUGCUUCAAAUGCGCACGAUUAAAUAGUAUAUUACGACCCUAGGCCCGAAAGUUGGAUAUUUUUCUUGAUCCCGUA